Geodia barretti is the source of this 1257-nucleotide messenger RNA. NCBI's taxonomy places the organism in Eukaryota, Metazoa, Porifera, Demospongiae, Tetractinellida, Geodiidae. The record is from the annotation of a GenBank genome assembly.
AUGGAUAGAAAACAGGCAGUCACAAAGACUUUCCUUGGGCUCUUCUGCUCGGUUUUGCUACUAUGCGUCGGAUGUGAUGAGUUUCGUCCGGACAUGUUCGAUAAAAAAGAAGCUAAACCUGAGAUUGGUCCGGUUGAUGGCAGUGUUGUCACGGCGAAUACUAAAUUGGGUUUUAGUCUGUUCAACGAGAUUCGGAAAACUGAGCAGGACAAGAAUAUAUUUAUCUCACCAUUCAGUAUUUCCGUUGCCUUGGCGAUGACGCUAAAUGGCGCAGCCGGCGAAACCGAGCAGGCAAUGACCAAUACGUUGCAACUGCAUGGAUUAGACUCUGAAUCGAUUAACACUGGCUAUGCCGGAUUGCGCCAAACACUUUUAACAUCAGAUCCGAAAGUGACGCUUACGAUUGCGAACUCGCUCUGGGCACGCCAAGGAUUCUCGUUCAAACCAGAUUUCCUGCAGCGAAACACCCAAUUUUUCGGCGCGGAGAUUUCAACACUGGAUUUUGACAAUUCGAGUGCUUCAAAAACAAUUAAUCAGUGGGUAGAUACCAAUACAAACGGUAAAAUUCAAAAAAUCGUUGGCGAUCAAAUUGAUCCGAUCACGGUGUUGUUCCUGAUUAACGCUAUCUACUUCAAAGGAACAUGGCAGAAAGAAUUCGAUCCAUCAAAGACCCGAGAGGGCCCCUUCCAUCUCGCAAAUGGCGAUGAAAAGCAGGUACCAAUGAUGAGACAACAGCGUUGGUAUCCAUACUACCGGGAAGAGAAUUUUCAAGCGAUUAGUCUCGCUUAUGGUGAUGGGCAGAUGAGUAUGUAUAUUUUCCUGCCCGACCGUGAAUCCGACCUCAACAUCUUUUUGGAGAACUUGAACGCCGAAAGUUGGGAGAAUUGGAUGUCACAGUUUCACGAACAAGACGUGUCCCUCGUUAUGCCUAAAUUUAAGUUGGAAUAUGGAAAGACGCUUAACGAUCCGCUAAAAGCACUUGGCAUGGGUGUCGCGUUUGAUCCAGAACUGGCAGAUUUCAGUCGGAUGGCAUCUUUAGAGUUCGGCAAUUUGUAUAUUGAAAAAGUUGUCCAUAAAACCUUCGUUGAAGUCAACGAAGAAGGGACUGAAGCCGCCGCGGCGACCAGUGUUGAAGUCGGCGUGAAGAGUGUGCCACCACCACCAAUUUCUUUUAGUGUAGACCGACCCUUUUUCUUUGCAAUUCGUGAUAACGAGACAAAAACGGUAUUGUUUAUGGGCAUUGUGGUAGAGCCUUAA